Durusdinium trenchii is the source of this 6100-nucleotide messenger RNA. NCBI's taxonomy places the organism in Eukaryota, Dinophyceae, Suessiales, Symbiodiniaceae. The record is from the annotation of a GenBank genome assembly.
GCCUACCCAGCUAUGCAGCCUUAACAGUGAAGGCGCCAUGUCGAAGCCCCUCGCGCUUCCAGUGGUGCCGAUCGUGCUGCACCCUACACGUUCGAGUGUGGUGUGGGCUGUUGGAAGCCGGAUUUUCGCCUAUGACCUCCAGCUGAAAGCCUUCGAAGCGAAAGCUGCAGACCUUGAAACCCUGGGGCCUGUAAGAGCGCUGGACGUGUGGCAGGGCGAGGGGAAACUGCUGUGGCUGGCGGCAGGUGAUGACAAGACAGUGACCACCUGGCUGGACGAUGGGAACCAUGGGAGCAGUUGGCAGAUCCACGAGACACUGAGCCACCAGAAGAAGUUGACCCGCGCCAUCUUCGACCGCAAGGGUCGCAUCAUUUUGGCCGACCGCUUUGGCGACGUGUGUCGUUGGACGCCCUCCAGCGACCAAGAGCCAGAGAUGCUGUCUAGCCACUUUGCCAUCGCGACGGGGAUCCCCUGGGACCUUGUGCAGAUGGCUGCAUCGUCGAUGGGUGCUCUGGGACCUUCUGAGACGGUCGCGGAGAUCCGGAGCUUUUGCUUGGGGCACUUGAUGCAAAUCACCGCUGUCUCGGUGACGGAGACGGAGAGCAUCCUAUCGGCUUCGGCGGAUGGCACGCUGCGGCUUUGGAGCCUGGAGGGUGACCAGCAGCAGAGUUGGACCAUGGGUGCUCCAAUCAGCAGCUUGUGCUACCGCAAAGGGAUUGCAGUCCUGGGGUCAGAGGCGCCGCAGGCGCAACUCCUGCGACUUCCCUUGGACAACGCCCAGGCAUGUGUCCAUCAUGUGUCCUUGCCCUUCACGGGGCAGUAUGGAAGUGCCCUUCAAGCAGGAUAUGGCUUUUACCGCCUCAAGUGGCUCGAGAAAGGGGAGUUGGACGAGCCAGAGAUGCUAGAGGUAGACUCCGACAGCGAGGAAGGCCUACAGCAAGAGACUCACAUGCUCAAGAAGGAAUUGAAGAAGGUCAAGGCACAGUUCCGGGAGUUCACGGAAUACAGCACCCAGCUCGAAGUCCGCAACUCGCAGAUGCUGGAAGCCAUGCAGGCGCAGAUGACACAGCUGAUUGGGGCAGUCAGCGGAAAUGUCCUCACUGGCAGCUUCCCGAAUACUUCGCCCAAGCAGGAAGUGAAGCCCCCAUUGACCAUAGGGGCGCAGAUCAAGAAGGAGCGCGAAGAGCUUACAGACGAGAAAAGAGGACGUUCAAGGACUCCGCCAAAAGACAAAAGUAUGACAAAGGCGGAGAUGCAAUAUCGCAUCGAAGACUUGCAGCAGGAGAUCCAGAAAUAUCCGGCUGCAUGCCAGCAGAAGAUCAUGCAAGUGAUCCAAGAAAGACCACAGGAAUUUGCUACAUGGCAAGCAGUCAUCGACUUGUCCAAGCAAGUUAUCGAUGCGAUGAUGACGGAAGAGCCAACAGAUGGUCUAGGGAAAGAAGAAGAAGGGACUAUGGAUGCUGCAGCGAAAGAACAGGGUGGGCCCCCUCUUCAGUUAGAGCAUCCUUGUCAGCCUUUUCGCAGAUUUGCUGCAAAGUCGAAAUCGGAGCCUUAUGCCACUCCCAAGAACGACAGGGAGCAGGCGAAUCGCACACCGGAUGGUGGCAGGUGUCGCUCAAUCGACCUGUUCGACAGCAGAUUCUUGCCCAAUGGAGAGAUCACCAGGUCAGAGCACAAGCUGAACUGGUACCUGUACGAACCCGAGAGUCGUCGCUAUGGCUGGGAACAGCAAAUACCGGUCUCCUCUGGUAUGACGCUGACAUUUGUGGAGAGAGAUUUCCCGCAAGGGAUCUACCAGCCUCAGCAACAGCUGGAUGUGAAUGGGACCAGUGUAGGAGAACACUGCAACCUCUGUCAAUGCACCUAUACGACGAGACAGAUGGAGGAGGACAAGACCUGGAGGCUGGCUGCACAGCUGAAGACGCCCAAAUCCAAAGUGCUGGGAAACGAAUUAGCUGAUGCCAUGGCAAAAGAGGCUUUUGAGACACAGGAGUUUGCUGAUGCGCUGAAAGCACUGGGUGUCAGAAAUUCCAAGAAACCAGGCUUUGCUCAGCUCGACCUGCAAGUCGGGGGAGUGCCGGGCCAGGGCCUGACACAGCCGGUCCAGUCGCUGCGACUAAUGCAGAUGCAGGCGAUCCGAGCUGGUCGUUCGUAUGCAAUUCUCUUCGUAGACGUGGCGAAUGCAUUCUACCGGCCGGGUGACACAUUUGCUGACCUUUGCUUCAGCUUUGCAUUGAUUAAGAUCGUGCAAGUUGCUGUUGAUCGCAUCGUCGAACGCUACCCGGCUCUACGGAUCAGUUGGAACGGGCUGGAUAGCCCGAUACCGGGAGGCAUACAAUACCACAAGCUUGAUGCCCUGAUGCCAAUAUGGGCUGAUGACCUGGCGCUAGCCUUUGAUGCGGAUUCAGCAGAGGAAUUAAUUGACAUGAGCCGCGAGGUAGUCAGCAUAAUUUUCCAUCGUCUUCGAGCGGCUGGACUACGACCAAACUUGCAGACAGGGAAAAGUGAGCUGCUGAUCGACGUUCGUGGUGCGGGAGCUUUAGAAAUACGCCGGGAAAUGCUGCGACAGAAUUAUAGCUUGCAGAUUACUGGCGGCGAGGCUCCUGAGACAAUUCAGAUGGUGGGCUCCUAUAAGCACUUGGGGACAUGGAUACAAGCUGGAGGAGGGGUUGCCAAAGAUGUAGGAGUCAAGUUUGGAAUUGCACAUGACACUAUGACAAAAUACAAAUCGCAAAUUUUUGCGAACCGUGCUAUGGCCCUAUGUCGAAAGAGACAGUUCUUCGACAGCUUGAUCAUGAGUGCUCUGCUCUACAACACGGCUGUCUGGGUGCCCCGUAAUAAGCGCCAGACCAUGCAAAUUGAAGCAGGGUUUACCAAGCUUUACAAGCGAUUGGCCCUUUACCAUUGGGGAAAACAAGCCUUGACAUGGAGUAGCCACUGGACACUCUACAAGAUGCGGCUCCCGAGUUCUACGACUGUCCUGACAGUAGCGAGACUCCGCUAUUUAGGGCAACUUGUCCGGACAGGGCAACCGAUCCUAUGGGCUCUUCUGCAAAGAGAUGGCGAGUGGCACGAUCGAACCAACCAAGAUCUUGCAUAUCUCAUGGAGUAUUGCCCGGAGGCAGAUCUCCCACUGCCGAUACAGCAGCAUUGGGACGUGCUACAUGACUUGCUGGUCAAGAGCCCUGGAUAUUGGCGACGGUUGAUGAGGACUUUGGUGGCAAGAAGCCAGUUGAAGGAGACAGUCCCUGAUGAGGAGUUUGAAGCCUUCUUUCAGCGACAGGCCUGGCUCAUGACAGCGAUCAAGAUGCCCGGGCCAUCAGAGGGAGGGUGGAUAGGGAAAGACCAAGCAGGCAAAUGGAAGACCACUACGCUCAAGGAAUACCCGCCUGACUUGUGUAGAAUCCUGGCCUCCCUUAUGAGCGAGUCCCAGCCGCAUGCGGAGUUCCUAGAAGAGCAGCCAAAAUGGUUCAUGGAAGCGGUGGCCUUGCUGACUGCAAAGUACGACGCAAAUGCCACUAUGGGACCGGACUACUGUGCGGCGGCGGCUUUUGCACAUAAUUCGGAAUUAAAUCCCUGCAAAGUCACAGGAUGGCAGCCCUUGCCACGCCUGACGCACGUGGACCGGGAGAUCUUUCAUCACUUUGCCACCGCGCGGAGACCCUUCGUGUUGGAGCCUUCCGUGGUGGAGUCCUUUGGUUGGCCCCUGGACCGUUGGAGCCAGCUCCGCUAUUUCGAGCAACAUCCCCAGGUCCAAGCCAUGGAGCAGCUCUUCAACAGCUCCGAGGGCUUCCGGCCCAUCGCCGUGCGCUGCUCGCCGCGCGCAGGCGAUGACCACAGCGGCCUUUCGUGCCCGAUGACGCCAUUGGAGGCGCUGCAAACCUUGCGGAGGCGCGAGGAGCUGGGGCCUUUGUCCGAUGAUGGUUUGGCCUUGUACGUGGGCGCAUGGGAGUAUGAUGCGGACGACUGCGGGCUGCCGGCCCAGGAGGGGCUCACGGCUGAGCUACAGGAGGUGCCCUUUGCUGACUGCGUCCUGAAAAGCCAAUUGGGAUCGGAGCAUGAGCUGUGCCGCAGCCUCCGUUGGAUCUACAUCGGUGAGCCAGGCUCGGGCACCUGUGCCCACCUCGAUCCGAUUGGCAGCCACGGCUGGAUGUGGCUGACCAAGGGUCAAAAACUUUGGCGCCUGCUGCGCUGGCAGGCCGAGACCCCGCACGGAUGCGAAGCGGUGCCCGCUGGAGUGCCGGAGGACCUGUUCUCCACCACCGGCUGCGAGCGACUGGCUGGAUGGCUUUCCGGUGCGACUCACGAGGCUUGGGGUGGAUUGCUUUCUGCGGGCGAGCUGAUCUUCAUUCCCGCAGGUACCCUGCAUGCAGUGAAGAAUGUGGCGCAGGAGGUGAGCAUCGCUGUGUCCCACAACUUUAUGGACGACACAUGCAUGGAGUCCGUGCUGCAUUGCCUAAGACAGGCGCUGCAGAUGUGGGCGGACGAGCUCGAAUCCAGGUGUGAAACUCACGCGACGUGCGUUGCGCGCGAAACGGCCGCGGAGACGAGACGACGGGAGCGGCCGAGGCGGAGCCCCACGGAGCCAACCGGCUUCGUGAAGUCCGUGGGACGCCUCGAGGAGCAUGAGGUCCUCAUGCAGGAGUUUGUGCAUGCGCAUCUCAUGACGAUCUUGCAGCCUUUCAGCGAGCAGCUGCAAACCCUUCAAGAGGAGCUACAGCAGCUCGCUGUGCAGAUUCCUCCGGUGGCCCAAGAGGUGGUUCAGAACCGUGAGAAGAUUGCGCAGUUGGCCACCACCGUGCCGCCAUUGGAACAGGCGGAUGUGGCUCUCGCACAGAAGAUCGAAGAAGUGCGUUUGGAGGUGAGGGCAAUCGUCCCAAAGCACGAGAAGUUAGCCGCAGAUCAUGAGGAGCUCAAAGGCCAUUUGAUGGAAGCGGAUGGUCGUUUGCUGCGCACCUCCGAGCAGAUCGAGGCAUUGAUGGGCGGUCAGGACGGCGUGAUGGCACAGCUCCAACGCCUCCACGAGGGCCUGUCAGAGGUGGAGAAGCAUGUGAGCACCGUGGUGGAGAGUAGGCUCAACUACUUGCACACCUUUUGCAAGGACCUGCGCGGCGAGCAAACCACUCAAUUGGAGACGAUCAGCCAAUUGGAUGAGAACUGCUGUAAGAACGGCGACGCGAUCAAGCAAGUCCGGAUGAGAGUCUCCGCUCGGCAGGCAGAGGAUGACGAGAAGUUUGCUUGCCUCUCACAGCACGCCAAAGGCUUCGAGGCCAAGUUGAGCCAGUUCCUGCCGGAGGUGAAAACCAACGAGGAUGCCAUCAAGCAGCACGACAAGGAGCUGCAACGUUUGAUGGGCGACAUCCAAAAGCUUCGCUCCAUGCAACAGCUGUAUGCGGAGUAUUCGGAGAUUUUCAUCUCCGUGCGGGAGAACACCCGACGUGUCGCCAAGGUCGAGGACACCGUGCAGGUGCUGUCGGCGCGGAACCCUGUGGAGGUGCAUCACUUCCAGGAGACCAUCCAACGCCUGCAAAAUCAAAUGGACGAGAACGAGACUCGCCUACAGUCUGUGGAUCGGAGCCAGCUUGGCCUAUCGGGCCGCAUCGAACAAGUGGCUCGUAGCAUCGAACCUUUCGAGCCCGAGAUCAAAAGCCUGGAGCGCCGCUGUGGCAUGAUCGAUGCCGAAGUCCAGGGCCUCGCCUUAUGGCAGCAUGGAAGCACUGAGAAGUUUGAGGAACACUCGCUGAAGUUCCAACAGCAAAAAUCGGAUCUUCAAAAGUUGCAAGCAGAGAUUGAUGCUCGAGGCGGCUACCUGGAAGAAAUCCAAAGCGAGCUGGCCACACAGCAGCGCAAGAUCGUGCGCAUCGAUGGGAAUGUGGACGUGAUGCAGAAGUACUUCACCGGACUUGGUAAAGGCUUACAGGACACCACGCGCAGCGUUUCGGCGCGGGACAUGGCAACGCCACGGGCCACGCCUCCGCGUCCUCAGUCUGCGACGACCCCUGCGACAGGCCUGCCGACGCUCUGUGGCUCGGGAUCGCCGAGGCGCCGCCCCUGGAGUUCCAAGGAGGUUCGCACUCGCGGUGAUUUGGCGGAAUGCUGA